AUGUAUCGUCGCCUCGUCGGUCGUCUCAUCUACUUGGCCUUCACGAGACCGGACUUGGCUUAUACGGUCCACACGUUGGCCCAAUUCAUGCAACAUCCUCGGCAGGAGCAUUGGGAUGCCGCCAUUCGCACUGCUCGGUACCUUAAGGGUUGUCCGGGUCAAGGAAUACUUUUUCGGGCGGACUGUGAUCUACAACUGACAGGUUGGUGUGACUCUGAUUGGGCUAGUUGUCCGUUGACACGACGAUCGAUUACUGGGUGGUUGAUAUUCUUGGGUGGCUCGCCUAUUUCUUGGAAAACAAAGAAGCAACACACGGUGUCCCGCUCCUCCGCGGAAGUCGAAUACCGUUCCGUGGCGGCGGCCACCGCCGAGCUCAAAUGGCUUAAGGCGCUUCUGGUUGCUUGGGGGUGGAACAUCCUCGUGCUAUGA
Messenger RNA from Spinacia oleracea (spinach), 429 nucleotides. RefSeq lists its product as uncharacterized. The coding region runs from base 1 to 429 and encodes 142 amino acids. The record is from RefSeq and is a predicted model, not a curated record. NCBI's taxonomy places the organism in Eukaryota, Viridiplantae, Streptophyta, Magnoliopsida, Caryophyllales, Amaranthaceae. The transcript has a single exon.